Nymphalis io (European peacock) is the source of this 348-nucleotide messenger RNA. RefSeq lists its product as uncharacterized. The transcript has 3 exons. Bases 72 to 284 code for a protein of 70 amino acids. Lineage: Eukaryota; Metazoa; Arthropoda; Insecta; Lepidoptera; Nymphalidae. The record is from RefSeq and is a predicted model, not a curated record.
UUGGCCUAAAUGUCACUGUCAUUCUUCGAGUUAAAAUUUCGUGAAUAUUUUGUGAAUAUUUAUAAUUAAUUAUGUGGUACGAAAUAAUACCUAGUUUCUUAAUCAUUACUGCCGGCCUGGGUGUGCCCGGUUGGGCUCUUUACCACAUACACAAUUUAACUUUAGGCAAUCAUUAUAGACGCACUAUGAUCAGUCGAUGGGACCGCAUGAGCUACCAGCGAGACUUGAGGAUCACAGGAAAUCCUUACGAAGUAAAUGGAUUAGAUGCUCUACCAGAUAAAUAAAAGGUUAUUACAAUAUGUACAAUAUAAUACAUUACGAAAUAUAGAUUAUUUAAUUCAAACAAAA